AUGUCGCAUUCAAACAAAAGGUCGAUUGCGACGGGGCUGGGAUUGAGUGCAGCAUCACUCGGGGCUAUCGGGAGUCCAUCGUCUUUGGCCGACAUUCAGCACCAGCAGCACCGAGACCAACAUUACCCUGACCAAACGCCCGUCUACCAACAACCACAGCAUCAAGCUACUAGUCAGGUCGCGUCGCCGUCGCAUUCGGCCAGCAAUCGCGCAAAAGCAUUCGCGCCAGCGCCAGCGUCUACGGCAUCGGCAAGCAGCGCCAUGUCGGGCUUCGACUCGCAGACGCCAAAGAAGGGUGACUUUAACAUGCAGCUCCAACAAGCCACGCCCACCCAUUCGUCCUCGUCGCAACAACAACACAACAUGUCCGUUCUACCAAAUACCCUGCUCCCCGGCGCCUCUUCGUCUUCGCGACCACCCACCGGCGCGACAACCUACUCAGCUCCUCAGACCAUCCCCACCAUGCCCCCUCCCAUCAACACCAACCAGCAGCAGUAUACGCCGCGUCCUCCCACUCUCAAUUCGCAGCACAGUCACUCGCGCUCGAGUCCUGCUGGCCUCGAUCAAAAGUACAUUGCUUUCUCCACCACUCCCACCAAAGCCUACAACUCCGUCACUCCCUCGUCAAGCCAUUCUCCCCUGGGCUUGGCCGACAUACGUCCCCGUACCAACUCUGACUUGCUGAACCGCACCGGUGCUCAGUCAGCUGCCCUCUACGACUAUGGUCCCAGCCAGACAAACUGCAGCUACAUGGCUCCGUGGGCUGCCUACUCCUUUGAUUGGUGCAAAUGGCCGGUGCCCAACGGCAACAGCUGCGGUAAGAUGGCCAUUGGCAGUUACCUCGAGGAUCCCCACAACUUUAUUCAAAUCGUCGACACGCAGAUCGCACCCCAGGACCAAUCGACCAUGGGCGGUCCUGCCUAUGGCAUUGACUAUGUCAAGAUUGCAGAAGCUACUUGCGCCUAUCCAGUCACACGUAUCUCAUGGGAGCCACCCUCGUCAUCUAAGCAAUCUACCGACCUUCUCGCUACUUCUGGCGAUCACUUGCGCCUAUGGUCUCUCCCUUCAUCUUCGCAGCCCGCCAUGCUGUCCAAUAACAUCAAUCGAUCCGCCUCGGUCAACGUGCGCGACCCACCCACUUCAAAAUUGCAACCUUUGGCCCUCCUCUCGAAUUCAAAGACCCCUGAACAUACCGCGCCCUUGACCUCGCUGGAUUGGAAUACUCUGUCGCCGAAGCUUAUCAUCACAUCGAGCAUUGACACAACCUGCACCAUUUGGGAUAUUCCUACACUCACUGCGAAAACACAACUUAUUGCACACGACAAGGAGGUCUUUGAUGUGCGCUUCUGUGCAGGCAGUGUUGAUGUUUUCGUCAGUUGUGCUUCCCCAACAAAAUCAUCGGCCGCAGGACUACCAGCAUCUCCUCCCCUUCUUCGUCUUGCCGCUUCACCACAUGAUGCUCAUCUUCUGGCCACUUUUGCUGCAGAGUCCAACAUUGUACGCAUUCUCGACGCUAGACAGCCUGGCACUGCUCUCCUUGAGCUUCGUGGGCAUUCAGCUUCGCUCAACUCAAUAGAAUGGAACCCCAGCCGACGAGGCAUGCUUGCUAGUGGUGGUGAUGACAGCCAAGUGCUGGUCUGGGAUCUUCUCAACUCUGGUAAUGGAGCCAGUUUGAACGGGGGUGUCCAGGGCGAAGCUCAAGCCAAGGGCCCUUCAGCAAGCUGGAGAAGCGAUUACGAAGUCAACAACAUUUCUUGGGCACCGCAGAGCGCUUUGACUGGCCAAGGCGGCGAUUGGUUAGGCGUCUGCGCCGGCAAGGGAGUGUGGGGCGUCAAACUGUAA
Messenger RNA from Aureobasidium uvarum, 1842 nucleotides. Lineage: Eukaryota; Fungi; Ascomycota; Dothideomycetes; Dothideales; Saccotheciaceae. The record is from the annotation of a GenBank genome assembly.